This is a messenger RNA of Nerophis ophidion (straightnose pipefish), 1998 nucleotides long. RefSeq names its product RNA-binding protein RO60-like. The record is from RefSeq and is a predicted model, not a curated record. Gene Ontology annotation, molecular function: RNA binding. Gene Ontology annotation, cellular component: ribonucleoprotein complex. The transcript has 9 exons. The coding region runs from base 80 to 1723 and encodes 547 amino acids. Lineage: Eukaryota; Metazoa; Chordata; Actinopteri; Syngnathiformes; Syngnathidae.
UGGGGGCCCAUACUUGGUGGUGAGCUAGUGAACUCCAUUUCCCACAAUCCGUUGCGGCAUCACUUCUGUCGCCUUGGUUAUGAGAAGGAGGCCGCCGACAACACGCACAUUCUCAUUCUCAACCAGUGCUCGCAGUCGCGGUGGUCCCACAAUGCAAGGAGACGGCAGCCAGUGGGAGGUGAGUGACCAGACCAGACUGUGCCGCUUCCUCUGCUACGGCUCAGACCAGAUGACCUACGCUACCAGAGACCAGGCAGGUCCGGGCAUGGAGCGUGUGGGAUCCAUGCUCUCCAUGCUCCAGGAGGGCCAAGGCGUCCAGGUGGUGGAGACCAUCCAGAAGUUUGCUCAGGAAGGACAAGCGGUCCGAGUGGAGCCCUGCAUUUUUGCCUUGGCGUUGUGCUCGCAACACUCUGAGCUGAAGACCAGACAGGCGGCCUUCAAGGCGCUGAAGGAGGUUUGCCCGCGGCCCGCCCAUCUUUUCUCUUUCAUCCAGUACAAGAAAGAACUGAAGGAAGACAUGAAGUGUGGAAUGUGGGGACGGGCCCUCAGAAAAGCCGUGUCCGACUGGUACAGCAAGCAGGAUGCUCUGGGUCUGGCUGCGGCCGUCAGCACAUGUAAACAAAGACAGGGUUGGUCACACCAGGACUUACUCAGGCUCUCCCACACCAAACCAGCCGAUGAAGCUAUUGCCCUGAUCUGCCAGUAUGUAACCAAGGAAUGGAAAGAUGUCCAAGUGGCGUACGCCGACAGAGACAACUCGGAUGAGGUAUCCAAGGUGCUGUCCUAUCUGGAAGUGGUGGAGAAGGCCAGGCACAGUUGUGACGAAACCGAGGUCAUUACUUUGAUUGAGGAACACAACUUGGAGAGAGAGCAGCUUCUUACAGACCACCUCAAGUCCAAAUCGGUGUGGAGAGCGUUGCUAAAGGAAAUGCCUCUCCAGUCAGCACUAAAGAUCCUGGGGAAAAUGACAUUCAAAAAGGUGCUUCAGCCUGGUAGUUCGGAAACCGAAGCGCUGUGUGAGAGAAUCCGCAGCGAGGCAGCGCUAAAAAAGGCAAAAGUGCACCCAUUUAGCAUCCAGUUGGCUGCUGAAAACUACAAACGAGGCCAAGGCUAUGAGGGGAAAAGUAAAUGGGAAGCAGACGCCGAUAUCCUCAAAGCCCUGGACUUUGCUUUUUACAAGAGUUUCUUUAAUGUGGAGCGAGUGGGAAAAAGGUUCAUUGUGGCCGUGGAUGUGAGCACGUCCCUGACCAGUAUGGUCCCAGGGACAUCAGUCAGCACUGCAGUCGCGGCCGCACUGGUUGCAAUGGUGUUUGCCAGAACAGAGAAGGGCACGCGUGUGCUGGCAUACUCUGAAGGAGCUUUGAAGCCGUGCGCCGUGUCAGCCGACAUGACCCUCGCACAAAUGACCGAUAAUCUCAUAAAGAUCCCCGGAAAGAGCACUGAUUGCACUCUUCCAAUCACAUGGGCCAUCAAGAAAGGCACACCUGCAGACGUCUUCAUCAUUCUCACCAACAACGCUUUGUCGCCUCACUCCGCCAACCCAGUGGCUACGCUAAAGAAGCACAGAGAAAAAUUAAGGUGCCAGUCCAAGUUGGUGAUUUGCGGGCUGACCUCAGGUGGGGGAACCCUGGGGGACCCGGGGGACAAAGGUGUACUGAACAUCAGCGGCUUUGAUCUCGGAGCCUUUACCGUCAUCCGUAACUUUGCCAACAACCUGGUGUAGAAGUGGUGCCAAACAUGGAAUUGUAUCGUUUUGUCUGCAAAAUGAAGGCUCAAUUGGCUCAGACUAGAACGUAGAGUGCAACUAAUCAAAGAACAUGAAGUGUCCAGCAGGCUGGGAGUCACGAAAAUGUGCUCUUAGACGAUGGUUUCAUACCGGGCUGGCAAAGCAAUCAAUGAAUUCAACUGGUUGUUGAAGAGGUGAAUGCUAGCUUGAGUGGCUGCAGUUACACUUGAGGACAGAAUUAAAAUGACAUUUGUGUUCAAGUAUCUUCCAAA